AGCAGCUCGGCGUCACGCCCCGCCUUUCCAGGGCGGCACUACCUUGGCGGUUGGGAGAAGGGUCGCGGGUGCGGGGGAGGCCGGCUCGGGUCGAGGCUGCGGCGAGUUACACCGUUUCCGAUCUGUCAGCGUCGGCCGCCGCCCGAGACGGAGCCAGAAUGUUCAGGAUGCCGGGCAGCAGCUUUGAGGAUGAUCCUUUCUUCUCAAGCAGCCUGAGGCCCGCACCAGAUGCAGUUGUCCCAGAACUUGAUUCUUUUCUUGCACACCAAGAAAGUGUGAGACAGAUGAUGAGAAGUUUUUCUGAACCUUUUGGAGGAGACUUGCUCAGUAUCUCUGAUGGUCGAAGGAGACCUCAUAAUCAUACAAGACAUGAUAAUGGUGAAAAUUCCUUGACUGCAACAAGUUCUCUUGUGCCUUUUGGCAGUUUUGGUGGUAUGCAUACAGAUGUCAGCCCUUUUCAGGCAAUGGAUCGAAUGAUGUUAAAUAUGCGAAACAGUAUGCAGGAAUUACAAAGAAACUUUGGUCAACUUUCAAUGGAUCCAGAUGGACAUUCAUUUUGUUCCUCUUCAGUUAUGACUUAUUCCAAAGUAGGGGAUGAACCACCAAAGGUUUUUCAGGCCUCAACUCAAACCCGUAGGGCUCCAGGAGGAAUAAAGGAAACCAGGAGAGCAAUGAGAGAUUCUGACAGUGGAGUAGAAAAAAUGGCUGUUGGUCACCAUAUCCGUGACCGAGCUCAUGUCAUUAAAAAGUCAAAGAACAAGAAAACUGGAGAUGAAGAGGUUGAUCAAGAGUUCAUAAAUAUGAAUGAAAGUGAUGCACAUGCUUUUGAUGAUGAGUGGCAAAAUGAGGUUUUGAAGUACAAACCAGGGGGACGAUGGCGGAAUCUAGAAAACAAUAGAAUGAGAAGUGUUGGUCAUGAGAAUUCAGGAUCCCGGGAACUUAAAAGAAGGGAGAAAUCUCACCAAAGUCCAGCUAUUGAAAGUGGAAGAAAAUCAAACAUUUUUGUGGACAAACUCAACGUCAAAGGAUCACCUGUGAAAAUCAACAAAAAAUAAAUAGCCAUGCAUUUGAUUUGUUUGGUGUGGGUUGUUUUAACAGAGAAAGUAAUGGUGCUGGGUAAUACACGUAAGACCAAUCUCUUGUUGUUAAAUCAAUACUGUACUUUGUAACUUUCUUCUGAUAUCUGAAUGUUCUCGGAAGUGCUAACUUUAUAUUGUUCCUAAUUUAAGAAUAAAACUGAUUUUCACCAA
Messenger RNA from Cynocephalus volans (Philippine flying lemur), 1250 nucleotides. RefSeq names its product myeloid leukemia factor 1 (gene MLF1). Bases 159 to 1055 code for a protein of 298 amino acids. The transcript is spliced from 9 exons. Gene Ontology annotation, biological process: regulation of DNA-templated transcription. The record is from RefSeq and is a predicted model, not a curated record. Gene Ontology annotation, cellular component: nucleus; cytoplasm. NCBI's taxonomy places the organism in Eukaryota, Metazoa, Chordata, Mammalia, Dermoptera, Cynocephalidae.